Molecule: messenger RNA, 3868 nt
Organism: Cuscuta campestris
Lineage: Eukaryota; Viridiplantae; Streptophyta; Magnoliopsida; Solanales; Convolvulaceae
Source: the annotation of a GenBank genome assembly
GAGUAUAAUUGGGCGAAGUAAUAAAUUCUCACUGCACUCGGCAGUUAUCAAUCAAUCAAAGGUGGCACUUCACGGUUUUCACACUGGAAAUCAAAUUUGCCGCCAUUAUUGUUUCUAUGGGCAACCACUUCAUUAAUGGCGUCCGAGAGAAAAGAAAAUGGAAAAGUAAUUCCAGAAAAAGGAAAUUCAAGGUUAACUGUUCCCAGUACGGGUGCUUUGAUCCUGUCUCUUGGAUCGAUGGAGUGCAAUAACUCGUCAGCUGGAAGUGCCUACAAUCUGUUUGAUGAAAUGCCAUUGAAUGUUUAUGCAGCUCUAAUGGAGUUUAGUGCUUCUGGUUCAAGAAGUGGAAGCUUCAGAACAAACAGUUCAUCUGUUUGGAGAGCCAAUGGGAAGGAUGCUUUUGUGCGGUCGUCGAGGAAGGAAGAUGAUGAGGUGGCGCUUAUGUGGGCUGCCCUUCAGAGAGUUCCGACCUUCGACCGCCUGAAAAAGGGGCUGAUACCUGGCUUAAGAGGUGGGAUGAGUGAAGUUGAUAUAAAGAACAUUGGUUGCGAAGAAAAGAAGAAAAUCAUCGAGAGGUUAAUUAGAGUCCCAGAAAGAGAUAAUGAGAAGUUCUUAUUGAAACUUAAGGAUCGCAUCGACAGGGUUGCCAUUGAUAUCCCAACAGUCGAGGUCAGAUUUGAGCAUUUGAAUGUUGGUGCAAAUGCUUAUGUGGGAAAGAGAGCUUUGCCUUCUAUCACAAACCUUACCUUAAACAUACUUGAGGGGCUAUUGAGCUAUCUAUACGUGCCUACAAACAAGAAGCAUGUUUCUAUUCUUCACGAUGUUAGUGGAAUCAUCAAGCCUGGCAGAAUGACAUUGCUCCUAGGGCCUCCAAGUUCAGGGAAGACCACUCUGUUGUUGGCAUUGGCAGGGCAACUUGAUCCUGAAAUUUUAGCUGAGUUAUCUAGAAGAGAGAAAGCGGCAAAUAUUAUGCCUGAUCCUGAUUUGGACAUUUUUAUGAAGGCUGCUGCAACCGAUGGUCAAGAAGCAAAUGUGGUUGUAGACUACAUCAUCAAGAUUUUGGGACUUGAAGGAUGUGAGGAUACAAUCGUUGGAAAUGAAUUGUUAAGGGGUAUGUCAGGGGGAGAGAGAAAGCGGCUUACUGCAGGCGAAAUGCUUGUAGGACCGGCAAAUGUUUUGUUGAUUGAUGAAGUGUCAACUGGUUUAGACAGUUCAACCACAUUCCAAAUCAUAAAAUCCAUCAAACACUAUGUACACACUCUUUGUGGCACUGCUGUGAUUUCUCUUCUUCAGCCAGCACCAGAAUGUUAUGAUCUGUUUGACGAUAUAAUUCUCAUAUCCGAAGGCCAGAUCGUUUAUCAUGGUCCACGUGACAACGUGCUUGAUUUUUUUGAAUCCAUGGGCUUCAGAUGUCCAGAAAGAAAAGGAGUAGCUGACUUCUUGCAAGAAGUAACAUCAAGGAAAGAUCAAAUGCAGUAUUGGGUGCAUAAGGACAAGCCUUACAGAUUUGUAACAGUCAAGGAAUUUUCUGAGGCAUUUCAGUCUUUUCACAUUGGCCGCAACUUAGGAGAUGAGCUUGCUACCCCUUUUCAAAAGGCUAGAAGUCACCCAGCUGCCUUAACUACCAAAAGAUAUGGUGUUAGUAAGAUGGAGCUCUUAAAAUCUUGCUUUUCCAGAGAAGUUCUGCUGAUGAAGAGAAACAGUGCUCUUCAUAUAUUUGGGUUUACAUGGGAGUUAGCUCCAACAAUUUUUCGCCUUCCAGUUUUUUACAAGCAAAGGGAUCUUUUAUUCUAUCCAGCGUGGGCCUAUGCUAUACCUACAUGGAUCCUGAGGCUACCAUUAUCUUUCAUAGAAGUUUCUGCCUGGGUGUUCUCUGCAUACUAUGUCAUUGGUUAUGAUCCAGAUGUUGGAAGUAAUGGAGGAUCCUCUAAGGUCAAGACUGGGACUGGUAACAUAACUUGUGGGAUGAUCCUUCCAUUUGAGCCACAUUCCAUUGUGUUCAAUGAAAUUAAGUAUUCUGUGGACAUGCCACAGGAGAUGAAGAUUGAGGGAGUCCUGGAUGGUCGUCUUGAGCUUUUGAAAGGUGUUAGCGGGGCAUUUAGGCCAGGUGUUCUGACAGCGCUCAUGGGCGUUAGUGGUGCAGGUAAAACCACACUGAUGGAUGUCCUUGCUGGUAGGAAAACUGGUGGGUAUAUUGAAGGGGACAUUAGAUUAUCUGGCUUUCCAAAGAAGCAGGAAACAUUUGCCCGCAUUUCUGGAUACUGCGAGCAAAACGACAUCCACUCUCCUCACCUUACAGUAUACGAGUCCUUGACCUUUUCAGCUUGGCUCCGCUUACCAUCAGGAAUCACUUCAGAAGCUAGAAAUUUGUUCAUCAAGGAAGUCAUGCAAUUAGUUGAGCUUGACUCUUUGAAAGACGCAUUGGUUGGUUUACCCGGGGUGAAUGGUCUAUCAACUGGACAACGUAAAAGGCUGACCAUAGCAGUUGAAUUGGUGGCUAAUCCUUCACUAAUAUUUAUGGACGAGCCAACAUCUGGUCUUGAUGCAAGGGCUGCUGCAAUAGUAAUGAGGACAGUUCGGAAUAUUGUUGACACUGGUAGAACAAUUGUUUGCACAAUCCACCAGCCAAGCAUUGACAUAUUUGAAGCUUUUGAUGAGAAUAUUGAAGGCAUUGAAAAAAUAAAAAAUGGCUACAAUCCUGCCACCUGGGUGCUGGAGAAUACAACACGAGAAAAAGAGGAGGCUCUCGGUAUAAAUUUCAAUGAGAUCUACAGAAAAUCUGAAUUGUACCAGAGAAACAUGGCUUUGAUAAAAGAACUGAGCACACCUCCUCCUGGUUCAAGGGAUCUAAAAUUCUCAACAAAAUAUUCACAAUCCUUCUGGACUCAAUUCGUAGCAUGCCUAUAUAAACAACGAUGGUCCUACUGGCAUAACACAUCGUACACUGCACUAAGGGCCUUUUUCACGAUUGUUAUUGCAUUGAUGUUUGGGACAAUGUUCUGGGAUCUUGGUGGGAGAAGGAGUAAGGCACAAGAUUUGUUCAAUGCCAUGGGUUCCAUGUAUGCAGCUGUUCUGUUUAUUGGGACACUAAAUGCAUUCAUUGUUCAGCAAGCAGUUGCAGUAGAACGAACAGUGUGUUACAGGGAAAGAGCUGCAGGGAUGUAUUCUGCCUUGCCGUUUUCCUUUGCAAUGAUUGUGGUUGAGCUCCCAUAUAUUUUGAUACAAGCAGUCAUAUACGGCACCACGGUCUACUCAAUGAUUGGAUUUGAAUGGACAGCUAGGAAGUUUUUGUGGUACCUUCUCAUCAUGUUCUUAACAUUCUUGUACGCCACUUUCCUCGGCAUGAUGUCAGUGGCCAUGACACCAAACCUGCAAAUUGCAUCCAUCUUGGCAACCGGAUCAUUCGGAAUAUGGAACCUCUUCUCCGGAUUCUUGAUUCCCCGACCCAUGGCUCCAGUGUGGUGGAGAUGGUAUUUUCGGCUGUCACCGGUCGGAUGGACGCUAUACGGUCUGGUGGCAUCACAGUUUGGGGAUUUCCAGGAUGUUUUGGAGACGUUCGACACGGUGGAGAACUUCUUGAGACAUUUUUUUGGGUUUCGGCGCGACUUUGUUGGGGAAACCGCAGCUAUACUGACCGGUUUCGUUCUUCUCUUUGCAACAAUGUUUGCUUUCUCCAUGAAGAUGUUCAAUUUCCAAAAGAGAUGAUCACAAUACAAGCAGCUUGAAUAAAGGGAUAUCAGUCAGGUCCAAAUAAAAUGCUAAAUGUUAAUAUGAAAAAACUGUUAAAACUCAGACGCUUUGGCAUUGUUAGAAUUUGGAAAUGCAUUUAUACUCCAUUGUUUAUUCUUUAUAAACUUGGAUAGAACUG